Messenger RNA from Daldinia childiae, 1785 nucleotides. RefSeq names its product Alpha-glucosidase. The record is from RefSeq and is a predicted model, not a curated record. Gene Ontology annotation, molecular function: alpha-amylase activity. The coding region runs from base 1 to 1785 and encodes 594 amino acids. NCBI's taxonomy places the organism in Eukaryota, Fungi, Ascomycota, Sordariomycetes, Xylariales, Hypoxylaceae. Gene Ontology annotation, biological process: oligosaccharide catabolic process. The transcript has 4 exons.
AUGGCUGCGACCGAGUCAUCUUAUUCAACACCUAAGUGGUGGAAAGAAGCUGUGGUCUAUCAAAUCUACCCAGCAAGCUUCCAGUGCCAGCCUGGAGUGACCUCAGGAUGGGGUACCGUAAAGGGUAUUACUUCGCGGCUGGAUUACCUCAAGUCCCUGGGUAUUGAUGUGGUCUGGUCAUCACCUAUCCUCAAAUCUCCACAGGCAGACAUGGGUUAUGAUAUCGCCGACUACAAGCAGCUCGACGAGCGAUAUGGGACUCUGGAGGACAUCGACGAGUUGAUUACCGAGCUUAAGAAGCGCGAUAUGAAACUAAUGAUGGACCUGGUAGUGAAUCAUACUAGUAAUGAGCAUCCAUGGUUUCUUGAGAGCCGCGCGGGCAUCGAUAGUCCAAAGCGCAGCUGGUACAUAUGGAAGAAGCCGAAGAGCAUUGGUCCCGACGGCGUACCAGAGCCGCCUAAUAAUUGGGCACAGAUCCUGGGUGAAGCUAAUUCCGCCUGGACAUAUGACGAGAAAACUGGCGAAUUCUAUCUAAGUCUUUUCACUCCGGAGCAGCCAGACUUGAACUGGGAAAACCCUGAAGUUCGAGAUGCUGUUUGGGAUGUAAUGCAUUUUUGGAUGACUCGAGGUGCAUCUGGUUUUCGAAUGGACGUCAUUAAUCUAAUAUCCAAAGCACCUGGCUUUCCCGAUGCAGAUAUAGUAUUGGAUCCCGGGCAUAGGUACCAGCCUGGGUCUAAAUACUUCGUCAAUGGACCGAGACUACACGAAUUCCUACGAGAAAUGUACCGGAAGGUGCUGAGUAAGUACGACACGAUUACGGUCGGAGAGAUGCCCGGAGUCAGCGACGAGAAGGAAGUCCUGCGAAGCGUCGGUGCCAAUUCUGAGGAGUUAAGGAUGAUAUUCAUCUUUGAUCUAGUCGAUAUCGACAAGCCGAACGUUAGGAUGGCCCUUAAGCCCUGGGAUGUCAAAGAGAUGAAGUCGAUUAUCACAAGGUGGCAGCGGGUUAUGAUAGAGAACGACGGCUGGAACUCAGUGUUUAUUGAAAAUCACGACAAUCCCAGAUCAGUCUCACGGUAUACUGAUGACAGUGAUGAGUGGCGAGAAAAGGGGGCAAAACUCCUUGCUCUCAUGCAGACUACCCUCGGGGGUACACUUUUCGUCUACCAGGGCGAGGAGAUCGGUAUCCGUAACGCUCCUACGACCUGGGACAUCUCUGAGUUUAAGGACAUCGAGACCAUCAACUACUGGAAGAAAUGCGAAAUGCUGUAUGCAGGCGACAAAGAGAAACUCGCCUACGGCCGCAAAGUAAUUGACAUGAAGGCGCGUGACCAUGCUAGAACUCCUAUGCAGUGGACCGCAGGGGAGAACGCAGGGUUCUGUGACCCAGGUACUAAGCCGUGGAUGCGAGUUAUAGAUGACUAUCAAAAGAUUAACGUCGAGGUUCAAAUCAAAGCAGAUGACCCCAACGAGUUUUCAGUCUGGCAGUUCUGGCAAUGGGCUCUCAAACAGAGAAAAGAUCAUGCGGAUGCUUUCGUGUACGGAGACUUCCAGGAGUUGUCUCCCGAGCACCCGGAUGUCUUUGCAUAUGUUCGUGCAAGUGGUAAGGGGGAUCGCUGGCUCGUCGUUCUUAAUUUUUCUAAGAAAGAGCUUGAGUGGACAUUACCCUCAGACUUCGAGGUCGAGUUGUGGGCUGCCGGUAAUUAUAGGAAAGGGGCUCCGGAGAAACCAAAGCAGUCAAGUUUGCCUUUGAAGCCUUGGGAGGGCGUAUUGGGGAAGCUUAAAUAA